AUGAACCCUUUCAAGCGAACCCGCCAAGCUCUACCACCAGACUCGGUCAUGACAAACAUCAUGAUAGUUACGAUCAAAAUAGCGACAGAUGGGACAACAACUACGAAAACCGAGUUCAAAACUCGGAAAGCGCAAUUCCCGGAUCCGGUUGAUCGAUCCUACCUGCCCGAAAACAACACAACGGAUCCCCUACUUCUUCUACCCGGAACAGUCACCACAAUUACCACGGAGGUGUCAGUCCGAAGACCAAUGUUGGGUUUUGGUGAUACGGAAUCCUUCACCAAUGUAACAACUACCACUGUGCCAUUGACAGAAAACCGCGCCCGCAAGUCAUCAUUGGUGCUAGCGGCAGCAGUUAAAGAGGAAUAUCGUGAAACCCCCGCGCCUGAAUCGCCGGGUACACCUGAACCGCCAGCUACACCUGACCAACCAAUGACACCCGAGCCACCAGCUACGCCGGGCACAGUGAUCGAUGAUGCGAUCCCUUCACCGUCAAUACGCUCGCCCUCGCGCCUCAUGUCGCUCGAGAAUCUGGGGUAUUAUUCGGCAACUGAUGAUCCGACUCCCUCCUCUCCAGUGCGACCGCUCCCACGACUCAUGUCGUUUGAUAAUCUAGGUAGUUUAGAACCACCUCAAGAGAAACUCAAACUGCGCCUAAGGGCUGUCAAUUCGGGGAUGGAAGGAUAUCAAUACAACUAUGUACACCACGACUGCUCAAUUGAGGUCUUCCGAAAUCUCCCACUCUCGUUGAAAACAAUUGGUGAGAAGGUCCUUGAAGAGACAAAGUGGAGUCCAGACAUACAUUUUGAAGAGUUGGGGCUGGGACCGUCGUCCUGGAGAGAGGGCAUGGAAGUGCUUGAUCCAGAUUCUUCAACCUUAAUGGUUGCUAAUCUUGACGGAAAGAUUCCUAGUGAUAUUGGGUUGAGGAAUGGCGAUAGUUUGAUAAUAUGGGGAGUGAAGUCUGAGGAAGGCUUGCCAGCGAAACAACGCUCGAGGACACCCGUCUUAGACAGCAUCUAA
Molecule: messenger RNA, 1020 nt
Organism: Morchella sextelata
Lineage: Eukaryota; Fungi; Ascomycota; Pezizomycetes; Pezizales; Morchellaceae
Exons: 2
Coding region: 1-1020 (339 amino acids)
Source: RefSeq, a predicted model, not a curated record